Vitrella brassicaformis is the source of this 1126-nucleotide messenger RNA. Lineage: Eukaryota; Vitrellaceae. The record is from the annotation of a GenBank genome assembly.
GACGAAACAAGAACGAACAGUCAAACACGGCAAGGUCGGAAUAAGGUGUCCUGCAAUAAUGGCCUCUGAAAUCGUCUUCUGUAAUGCAUGUGUGUGGCUAUGACAGCCAUGGUCGUGAGCAUCGCAGCCGCCCUUCUGCUGGCCCUUGACGCGGCCCACGUCGCCUCUGCAAUGGUCCACGCACGGAGGGACGAGCCCGUAACACGGCUAUCGACAGAAUUCGUCAAGGGAUACCGAAAAGACGUAAGCCCCGAACGAUAUAUGUCAAACCCGCACCGGCCCGCACCCGCACCCAGUGCAGUGUGUCCGUCCGUCCGUCCGUCAGCUGACCGUGUCAGUCUUCGACGGCAAGGCCCAGCAGCAGCAGCAGCAGCAGCAUCUCAAGUACAGGGGUAGUAGCAUCAUAGUGCCGAGGAGUUAUGAGGAGUACAUGACGGGCCUGAUGCACAAGCGGGAUCGGUGCGGCGAGUGUGGGAUGGUGUUUAUCUACAGGCAGGACGGGACGCUGUCCUUCAUCAUGGACAACACCCACAUCGACUUGGUAUGGUACGCACAUCUCAUCUGCAAUGGCUAUGAGUCCGUUCGGCCCCUUCUCUAGGACAUGGUGUUUGUCAACAGUGACAACGUGAUUGUCGAUAUCCAGUAAGAACGAAAGGAAGAACGAGGGGAGACAGACAGCACUCACUGAUUAUGAUGAUGUGUGUGUGUGUGCAGGCCCGCCAAGGCGCGGCAGGACGGAGUCAUCUCGUCAACACGGCCUGCCAGCUACAACAUCGAGCUCAUGGUCGGCCGAUGGAUGGCUCCUCUGUCAGUCAGUGCAUGUGUGUUGUGUGCCCGGUGGCUGUGUGUGUGUGUGUGUGUGUGUGUGUGCAGGGCGGCGUGUGCCGAGAGAGGGGUAUUCAGGUGGGCGACAGGGUGCACUUCGAUUGGCACAUCCCAUGCAGUGACUCCCGUGGCAAUGGCAAUGACGCCAGUGGAGAAGAGGUGUGUUUCAAGGCGUAAUUGACGAUGCUCGUCUCGUCGGUGCGUGUGUCGGUGUGACAGUCAGUAUACAGACCUUUCUUCUGUGCGCAUGACAUGAACGGCUCUCUCUCUGUGUGUGUGUGUCGUGAAUGCGUCACCUCUU